Molecule: messenger RNA, 1006 nt
Organism: Drosophila serrata
Lineage: Eukaryota; Metazoa; Arthropoda; Insecta; Diptera; Drosophilidae
Gene: viaf
Product: viral IAP-associated factor
Biological process (GO): protein folding
Cellular component (GO): cytoplasm
Source: RefSeq, a predicted model, not a curated record
UUAUUCUGUGAAUAAAACAAAUAAAAAUGCAGGAUCCCAACGAAGAUACCGAGUGGAACGAUGUGCUCCGCGCCAAGGGAAUCAUUGGACCCAAGGCCAAGGAGGCCGAAAUCACAGAGGAUCAGAUCCAGAAGCUAAUGGACGAUGCCAUCCAGCGACGCACAGAUCUCCCGAUGAACGAGGGUCAGAGGGACAAGAAGAUUGACGACAUGUCGCUGGACGAACUUGACGAGCUGGAGGACUCGGAAGAUGAGGAAGUGCUGGAGCAAUACCGGCAACGUCGCAUCGCAGAAAUGCGGGCCACCGCCGAAAAGGCUCGAUUUGGAUCGGUUCGAGAGAUCUCUGGCCAGGAGUACGUCAACGAGGUGACCAAGGCCGGCGAGGGUAUCUGGGUUGUGCUGCAUCUGUACGCCAAUGGAGUGCCCCUCUGCGCCCUAAUCCACCACCAUAUGCAGCAGCUUGCAGUUCGCUUCCCGCAGACCAAGUUCCUGCGAUCCGUCGCCACCACCUGCAUACCGAACUUCCCCGAGAAGAACCUGCCCACUAUUUUCAUCUACCACGAAGGGGCGUUGCGUAAACAGUACAUCGGGCCCCUGGAGCUGCGCGGCGAGAAGCUGACCGUGGAGGAGCUGGAGUUCAUGCUGGGACAGGCGGGCGCUGUACCAACGGAAAUCACAGAGGACCCAAGGCCGCAAAUCAGGGAUAAAAUGUUGGCCGAUUUGGAGGACAAGAGCGCGGACUUCUACUAAUGAUGAUUCAUCCCAUCCCCAUCAAUAUCCGGUUUCCUCUUAAGAGUGGGUCAAUAUACCAAGAAUGAGUCAUUAAUGAAUGCCAACCUAUGUAUGUCUUAUUAUAUAGUUAGUUACAAAAUUCCUGGGAACCGACUCUAAAUUGUUUCCAAAUAUUGACCCAAUCCAACCUCAGGGGCUCCUCUUCAUUUCAUUGUUUUGUGGCAUUUAGUUUUCGUUAUCUUCACUGAAAUAAAUGGUUUACUUUUCUACUGAAA